This is a messenger RNA of Setaria italica (foxtail millet), 1615 nucleotides long. RefSeq lists its product as uncharacterized. NCBI's taxonomy places the organism in Eukaryota, Viridiplantae, Streptophyta, Magnoliopsida, Poales, Poaceae. The coding region runs from base 39 to 1265 and encodes 408 amino acids. The transcript is spliced from 2 exons. The record is from RefSeq and is a predicted model, not a curated record. Gene Ontology annotation, molecular function: protein binding.
UAUUCCUCCCUUCGCCGCCGGCGGGAGGUUCGCUGGCAAUGGCGUCACCGUCCCGUCCGGUUCGGCGCCGCCGCAAAGCAACGGAGUCGCAGCAGAGGUCGCUGCUGGCCCUCUCGGAUGAUGUACUAGAGGAGAUCUUCCUCCGCGUCGGCUCCCCUGGCGACCUCGCCCGCGCCUCCACCGCGUGCGUCGCCUUCCGCCGCCUCAUCGCCGGCCCCGGCUUCCUCCGCCGCUACCGCUCCCUCCACCCGCCGCUCCUCCUCGGCUUCCUCGAUCCCGGACCAGGAGGAGGAUUCCAACCAGCCGAGGCGCCCCACCCCAACGCCCCUGCCGCCCGCGCUCUCGCCCGCGCCGCCGGCUUCUCCUUCGACUACAUCCCGCGCGGCAGAGGGCGCCGCUGGCAUCCCCGCGACGUCCGCGACGGUCGCGUCCUCCUCUACUGCAGUCCUGAUGUGCAGGAAAGCAUCGUCUUCCCGGACCUCGCGGUGUGCGACCCUGUGUCCCGGCGGUACCUGCUUGUGCCUCGAAUAACCGACGAGUUACUUGCCUCCGUCCAGGUCCAGAAACAACAUGUGCAAUUUUUUGAGGCCUUCCUUGUCCCGUCUGGAGUUGAACAGAAGGAGGAGGCAUCAUUCAGGGUCCUCGGCAGGGCGUGUUGCAUGACAAAAAUGGUGGCACUUGUCUUCUCUUCAGGCUCUAGCCACUGGGAUGUCGGUACAUCUGAAAGCUGGGAUGAUCUAAGCUUGAAUGCACGACCGUUUGCAGAAGGCCUAAUGCUUCGUUGGCCCAGCUAUGCAUAUGGCUGCUUCUACUGGAAAGUACACUUAAGGAACAAGUUACUGAAGCUUGACAUGAGCAGAAUGAAGUUCUCCAUUAUUGACCUCCCGCCUGGCAAUGCCGAUGCGAAUGUUGUCAUUGUAGAGACAGGGGAAGGCAGGCUUGGGAUGAUUGGUAAUUUAAAUCAUGUUCGCGGUGACACCCAUGUAUAUUAUGCUAGUAAAAAUGAAGGUGACAGCAACAAUGAGUGGCGGAUGGCCAAAACAAUCCCGUUGCCGGAACAUUACAACUGUUGCCUUGUUGGUGCACCCGAAGGAUACAUUUUCCUUCUAGGCGUUCCAAAAGACAAAGGUACUCUAGGUCCAGCAUGUUUUUCACUUGGCAUUAAGACCUUAGAGAUUGAGAGGGUCAGUCAGAUGGGGCUCAACUAUCGUCACGUGUAUCCAUAUUUUGGGUUCCCACCAUCCAUGUUACCAAGAAUGAUAUGAAGUGGACUAGAUUUGCAUCCAAAUUUGUGGCUUCUUCACUAGCAUUCUGCAGGCGUGGAGCUUGAUGACGAUGCAGGCUUUCGUAUCACAACACUUCUUUUCUUCAGGAGUUUUUCUAGUUAUCAUGUAGCCUAGUGACAUUUUCCUGCUGUUUUUGGCUACCAUUUAGUGUACCGACAUUGCCUGUGGAGCUCUGAGAGAUCUGAUUUACAAACUUUACUCGAUCUGAGUCGCUGAUAAGUUGUAAUUAAGGCAUCUCACAAGUCACUAAAUGCAUAGUAUUAAGUGCCGAUUGUUAAUGCUUUGUACUUCACAAAAUCUUGUGGUUGAAGUUUUGUGGAACUAGGACG